GAUUUUUUUCUUAUCCCAGGUGAACAUUGCUAGCUAUAAAAGAGUGGGUUUCGAGGUGAAUACAAGAUGGGGUUCCUGGGACCAACGAUGUCGCUCGUUGGGUUUGUCAUCAGCGCAUGGGGAACUUUCCAGCUGGCAUUUAUGAGCCUGUUCUUCUAUGUGAGGGCGCUCGCACUCCUCGACGACGUUCCAAUGAAGGAGCAUUACCGCACGAGUAGCUCUUGGGUUACUUAUGGCGUCAAGAGGUCAAGUGUAACAAUAGGCAUUUAUGAGCCUGUUCUUCUAUGUGAGGGCGCUCGCACUCCUCGACGACGUUCCAAUGAAGGAGCAUUACCGCACGAGGCGAGAGUUCUUCUCGGAUCUCGAACUCGGCUUCACUCAGAAUGCUACAAAUUGCGGGAUAGCAGCAUGCUUGUACCUCGUCUCGACAAUUUUCUGCGGUUGGCGAUAUCUCAUGGUUCAACGUGGCGGAACGCAGCAGCUUUGAAAGCCCCAUCAGAGGAUAUGAAACGGGUGGAGGAUGACGAAGACUAG
Messenger RNA from Notodromas monacha, 534 nucleotides. Lineage: Eukaryota; Metazoa; Arthropoda; Ostracoda; Podocopida; Cyprididae. The record is from the annotation of a GenBank genome assembly.